GGGGCUUCCUCGUCACCGCCCAUCAGUAGCUGGUCAAGAGGUCUGGGUGUCCCCUAACGUGAUCCAGGUUCCCGAUCACGCAUAACGCGAUCCUGGGUUCCCGGCCCACAGCCGACUGCGGGUGGCUUGGCGCUGCAGAGGAUCGGGAGCGCGCGAGGUCUUACCCACGGCUGCAAGGAAGGUUUCCCUAGACCGAGGCGCGGAAACGGGGUGCCCCGGCCUCCCGCCCGCUGCCGCCCCAUUCUUUGCGGUAGCGAACGCCGUGCGCCCGGCGCGAUGGGUACCAACGAGGACCAGGAGAUGGAAUUAGAAGCUUUACGAUCUAUUUAUGAAGGAGAUGAAAGUUUCCGGGAAUUAAGUCCAGUUUCAUUUCAGUAUAGGAUAGGUGAAGACGGCGAUCCCAAAGCCUUCCUGAUAGAGAUUUCCUGGACGGAGACUUACCCACAAACGCCUCCGGUCAUAUCUAUGAACGCCUUUUUUAACAACACCAUCUCCUCGGCUGUAAAGCAGAGCAUCUUAGCCAAGCUGCAGGAAGCAGUAGAAGUGAACCUUGGCACGGCCAUGACCUACACGUUGUUCGAGUAUGCUAAGGACAAUAAAGAGCAGCUCAUGGAGAACCAUCAUCCUGCUAGUUCUACAACACCUGUAGUCAGUAUCAUCUCGGUUGAAACCCCCAGCACAGCCCCAUCAAGUAAGAAAAAAGACAAGAAAGAACAACUUUCCAAAGCUCAGAAACGCAAGCUGGCAGAUAAAACAGAUCACAAAGGGGAGCUCCCUCGAGGCUGGAACUGGGUCGACGUUGUGAAGCAUUUAAGCAAAACUGGCUCUAAAGAUGAUGAGUAACAAGCAUCUACAACCAAAGCAAGAGCAGCCUCUGCAAAGCGGCCCGGUUCAGCAUCUCUCCUGACUUUUUUUUUUUCUGGUAUUGAGUAUCUUUUUUACAGGACAUUGUUCUUUUGUGUGUGUCUUAAAAUAUAAGUGGAAAGUCCAUGAAGAGGUUUGGUUGUAGUAAAUUAUCUUCACAAACUUGCCUUAAUAAAAGGUCAAAGUAUAACUUGUUCAGAGUAAUUUCUGAAGCUGUUGAGAAUCAUUGCCAGUGGAUGGCUCCACAGAGUGAUGUCAGUGGUAACUUAACCAUCCGACACAAGCGAUAUGAUCAUUUUUAAAGGCCAAUAAAGCCACGUUUGAACUCUCAGUUCAGCAGAUCCCAGGUCCGAGUCUGGCAUUCAGCUGAGGCAUGACCCAUACUAAUAAGUGUCUUGCCUUGAGCCGUCACCUCCUUUUGCUUAGAUAAGAAAGCAUAAGUUGCUCCAGAGAAAUCUGAGAACUGGUGUUAGGCUUUAUGUGAUUUUCUUUGUAGUUCCUCUUUAUUUUCAAUAGUGAAUUGCUUCUCCUAAAUAAAUUGAUAAUUAUUUAUACUUUUCUCUUAGAGUGGAUGUAGGCGUGUGACCCUGAAAGGUUUCAAUUAUAUGAAUAAUAAAAGAGUAUAAGAAGAAAAUUGAGGGGCUGGGGAAUGGCUCAGUCAGUAAAGGGCUUGCUGCGCAAACCUGAGGACCUGAGUUCAGAUCCCCAACACCCACACAGAAAGCCAGGCAUGCACCUGAAACCCAGAGCCGGGGAGGCAGAGACAGGAGGAUCUCCAGUGCUUGCAGGGCUAACAGUCUGGCUGAAUCAUUGAGCUCCUGGUUCAGGAAGAGAGCAAUAAAGGAAGAUGUAAAAGAUACAUCUCUGGCCUCAACAGGCAAGCACAUGUGCAUACUCCCAUCUGCACACACGUACAAAUACCAGAUACACUUGCAUGUAUGACCGUACACCGAACAAAUCAAAAACAACAAAGUUGCCAAAUACUUUAGAAAGCAUUUGAAUAAGUGCUAGCUCUUACUUAAGAUAUUUCUCUUUGCUGCAUAGGUCAGGAUGAGAGUAUAAGAUGCCUUAAUAUUUAAUUUUUGUACUGUUGGAGACAGUGGUUUUAAUAAAUUCCUAAUAUUUGCUAUUGUGAUGUUUUGUUGUUGUUUGGUAAUAGGUCUUUCAGUGGAGUCAGCAUUAAACACACUUCAGAUCUGGGAGGGUGCUUGGUUUUGGGGGGGGGGUGUUCUUUGGUAGGUUUUUUUUGUUUGUUUUUUAUAGUGUCUUUUCAAGUAUCCAAAUGUGUUUCCUAAUCUCUGUGUCUCUUUGGUAAUAUAUAUCCAAUCUUUGACAUGCUGAACUAUUGUUAUAAAUGCUUGGUUUUUAAAAAUCAUUAGGAAAGGAAACUUGCUGUAGUUUUACUAGGAGAGUGAUUGGCGUGUGUGUGUGUGUGUGUGUGUGUGUGUGUUUUACAGUGAUUGUGUGUGCUUCCUCCUUGUUAGAACACCAAGCUAUACUGUGUAGUUUAUAUCAGGUUUUAAAGAACAAUCAACUUUUAGAGAAGUUACCUUAGCAUAAAAGCAGAUAGAUAUAUCUAUGGAUUUCACAAAGUUACCCCUUGGCUCUUGUUAAACUGUAUUGCUGUAAAGUAAGUGUAGUCACAGUGACAGAGUUUCUCAUGCCUGUGCCCGUCUUGUUUUCUAGAUGAAUAUUGGAGAUGCCUAAACUAUAACAGCUUUUCUUUUCAAGCUUCUGUUUGUGCAGUUUUUAUUGUCAUCUUGAUUUGAUUGAUUUUUUUUAAAGAAACAUCUUGUAAUAGAAAAAAAAGUAUUUUGUUCUGUUCUAAUGGUCAUUUCUCUGGUCAAAGUUGUUGUGGUUCUUAGAUUGCAAAGAAUAAUGCUAGUUAAAUGCCAAUGAACUAUUUUUACUCUUUUUCUAUGAAAUGUAUAGCUCUCUGGGGCAGACGGUGGCAAUGGUAUCCCUUGUUACCUUAUAAACACUUGAACAUUUGCAUCAAAAAUAAUGCUGAUCUGAUAAUGCUCCGAGUAUAUUUUCUCAAAGUCUGUUUACUUAAAAUUGUAUGAGAUGACAUGAUUAAUAAGCAAUAAAGUGAAUUAUAGUGA
Grammomys surdaster is the source of this 2969-nucleotide messenger RNA. It is a transcript of the gene Rwdd4, whose product is annotated as RWD domain containing 4. The transcript has 8 exons. NCBI's taxonomy places the organism in Eukaryota, Metazoa, Chordata, Mammalia, Rodentia, Muridae. The record is from RefSeq and is a predicted model, not a curated record. Gene Ontology annotation, molecular function: protein binding. Bases 277 to 843 code for a protein of 188 amino acids.